Molecule: messenger RNA, 1478 nt
Organism: Wallemia mellicola CBS 633.66
Lineage: Eukaryota; Fungi; Basidiomycota; Wallemiomycetes; Wallemiales; Wallemiaceae
Exons: 2
Source: RefSeq, a predicted model, not a curated record
AUAUGCCACCAAAGAAAUCAACAACGAAGAAGAGAUCUUCAGCUAGGAAUAAAACUACAAAGAAUGAUGAGAUAAAGCAGAAUGAGCUGGAUCUAGAACAAGAGAAUAGUUCAGAUAAAGCAAUUAAACCAGUAGAUAAUACAACAGAUAAACAAUCAGAUGACACAACUGAAAAUCAACAGAAGUCUCAUCCGGAAGAGGAUCUAGAAAUGCAGGCAGAUAAACCAUCAGAGAGUGACAAUAAGACCCUUACAGAUGAUGCAAAUAACCCUGAUAAAGAUACUGCUAUGGAAACAACAGACGAGCAGAAGACGGAGAUUAAGGUCGAGCAGGAAACUAAGCAGGAAGAUAACCAGGACAGUAAGCAGGAGGUUAAACAGGAGGAAGGUAAUGCAGUCGACAAGCCAACCGAGGCUAUUAUCAAAGAGGAAAGUAAAGAGCUCAAUAAUGACACCCUUCAAGGUGACGCUCAGGAAGAUAAGAAAGAUGACAAGAGGGAUGAAAGUAAGGAAGUGAGCCAGGGAGAUGAUAAGAGAGACAAUCAAGUAGAUGCUCAGAAAGAGAACCAGGGCAACGAUGUUGAUAUGAAAUUAGAUGAACAGAAAGAUAUGCAGGUGGACAACCAAGGAGAGAAAAUCGAAAUUACCAGCAAAGAAAAACAUGAAGAUGACGUCCAAAGGAGCCAAGAAGACGCUCCGGAAUCAUCAAAAUCACCUGCCAAAUCAAAGAAGAGAGAAGCUGACACCAACAUAUCAUCAUCCUCAAAAGAGCUUAAAGAUAAUGGAGUAAGUGAAACAACAGAGGAAUCACACCCCCCUGCACCAAAAAGAAGACGUGGCUUAGGAGCAGCUGGUGCCUUAUUCGCAAAGUCAUUCCAACAGGCAACACGUGAAUCACGAGCACCAAAAUCUGAUGCUUUAAAACGUCGCGAAGAGAUUGAGCAGCGUACGCAAACUAGAAUCCAAGAAACCAAUAACAAAUUCAAGCAAGUUGAUCAGCAUGAGUCCAAAUUGAAGAAACUUAAACAAGACUUGGAGAAUAAGGAAGAUCAACUACAUAUAAAUGAAGAUACACUAGAAGUUGAAAUAAAGAGCUUGCAACGGAGUGCAGAAUUCCUACUUGCUCCGUACUUCAAGAACAAAACUAUAGAAGCAAGUGUGGAUCUCAGCAAGAAUGAUACCAAGGGUAUACCACUAUUGUUAUACAGACCGACACGCCUUAUCAAAUCACAAAUUGAAGAAAUUGAUCAACAGAAGGAAGAGACUAAAGAGCGUAUUGAGAAGAUAAGAAAGGAGUUUGACAUCUACAAAGAGAAAGAACUUAACGAUAUAUUUGAGCUCAAUAAGGCGAUACAGGAGGAGGCAACUGCGCUUAAGAAGUUCGAAAACGAGAAUAACGCCGAAGAGGAUAAAAAAGAAGACAAAAAAGACGAUGCCUGGGAACAAGCAGAGCAAUCAGAACCAAUGCAGACUGUUUAA